AUGCCUGGAAACAUCAACAAACCACCAGCUAUUCGUAAUCAGAACCACGCAAAUAAUAAUAAUACAAAACAAUUUACAAAUGGUGUAAAUGCAAAUGAACGUCGAACGAAUGGCGGUACAAACACAAUAAAUAAACCUCAUGUCGGUACCUCAUCUGCUUCGAUUAAUCAAAAACAAAAAGUGGUCCCAGCGGAGCCUGUCUCUUGGCAGAUUCCACCUGGUGCACAACAACAACUUAGUCAGGUACAACAACGACAUAGUCAACAAAUUGAAACGCUCGAACGUCGUAUAACUGAAAAUGUAUAUGACACGGAAGCGUGGUUAGCUUUACUUGAUGAAUUGAAAGAUAAAGGCGAUACAAAUAAAGUUAGAGAAACAUUUAAAAGUUUUACAGAAAAAUUUCCCACAGUGUCUCGUCAAUGGAUUGAAUAUCUUAACUUCGAAUUAAGCCAAGAUGAUAAGAGUAAAGUUCAAGAAAUAUAUCCAAAUUCUUUUCGUUAUUCCAUUUCCGUUGAAAUGGCUAAGCAUUAUAUCGAAAAUGUGCGGAAACAAGUUGAAGCCAGUAUUCCACCAGAGAACGAUCCUAUUGGGAGUAUCAUAUCUAUUUACAAGUAUGCACUGAAUCACGUCGGGUUAGAUAUAGAAGCAGGUAUUAUUUGGCAAGAUUAUUUGAAUUUUUUAAACAACCUUGAACCCACGGAUAACAUGGUGAAUGAGUUGCGAGAUGCUUAUAAACAAGCUUUAAAAAUCCCGUUGAAUAAUAUUGAGGAAAUAUGGAAGAGUUACAAGAAAAAUGAGAAGAAAGUGAGCCUUCCGAAUCAGCAGCCGAUCAAGAAACAACAAUAUGAUCGUAUUUCCACAGUUGUUAAAGAUUUACGUCGAUUCACUGAUAAAAUUAAUAAGAAUGUAAUUCCGAUUCCUUUGAAAUGGACAAAAACGGAAGUAGAACAGAAACAUUAUUUGGAAAAAUGGAUUGAAUGGGAAAAAUCCAAUCCGCUUCGGCUCGAGUCAGUGGAUCUUUCAAAAAGAAUCAUUUUCGCUUAUAAAAAAGCCAUGAUGUACAUGCGAUACUACCCCAAGAUAUGGCAUGAUACAGCUGAAUACUUGGUAUCGAUUGGAGAUGAAGAUUGGGCCUCAAUUAAAAACAAAAAAGUUGAGGCAAAAGCUUUGUUUGGAUCCUUUUUUGGGAAAGAAUUAAAAGAAACAAAGGAAGAAGUAGCAUUUAAUUUAUUGAGUUCUGCGAUUGAAAUUAUGCCAGACAGUUUGAUGGUUAACUUACGUUAUGCAGAACUUAAGGAACAUCUUAACCAAAAUAUUUACCGAAAUCGUGAUGCUAAUCGUGAUGCUUUUCAAAAAACUUUUUGUGAAAAUUUUAAAACAUAUGAAUCCCUAUUAGAAAUUAUGAACAAAAAGUACGAAAAGAUUGAACAAGACAUACAAGCGGAAAUUGAUGCCUUAAUGAAGAGGCAUGAUGCCAAGGAAACCGAAAAUACCACCUAUGAAGAUGGUGAGACUCGGGAGUUAAAAAGGAAAAAACAAAUAGGACUUAAAAAUGAGAUUUUGGAGAUUGAAGAACGUAAGAAACAACAAAUCGAUAAAAUAGUUUCUGCUGGUGGUGUUAUUUGGAUAAACCUAAUAUCUUUUGUAAGACGUGUCAAAGGUUUAGAAAAGGCUCGUAAAUUAUUUUAUGAAAAAGCUGCGAAAUCUCAUCUUUGCACAUAUAAUGUAUAUACAGAAUUUGCAUCAAUGAAUUCCAAAUUUGCUCAUAAGUAUGUAAAAAAUGUUCGACCCGGUUUCGGUGUUGGUGAUAAUGCUCCUAGUGGAGAUGACAUGAAAAUUUUCAAAUUAGGAUUGGAUCAGAAAGAAUUAGCAGAAAAUCCCAAUUUUGUGGCUGAAUACUUAAAAUUUUUUAUAGGGAAAAAUGAUCAUAUUAACAUACAUUCGGUUUUUGAGAAAUACAUUCAGUUAAUUCCAUCUGAUAAAAGUAAAGUACUCUGGGAUAUUUACUGUCCAUACGUGUACAAAUAUUGCACACUCUUUAAAAUAAGGAAUACUGAAGAGCGUAGAAGAAUGAUUUAUCCCCAAGAAUCUUCGAUAAAGAGAUUUGCUGACCGGUUUGGUUUGUCAGAUACAAGUUUAUUAAAGAACGAAGUUGGCACACAGAAUCCUGUCAAGAGAUCAAUUGACCAUACUACAACCGCAACAGCGAAAGUACCAACGGUGGUAAGGAAUAAAAAAGAAGUACGUGAGCCCGCUGCUCCUGAGCGGCUGGCUUUAUUGAAAUCGGUGAGCCAAGAAGCGUUCAUACGUCCGAAAAUGCAGUCAUCGUGGCAAUUGUAUGAUCAAACGGAAGUAGAAAAAGAACAGCCGGCAGUUACUUCUGUUUCUGUUUCGGGCGCUCCUCCAGAAAAAAUCGCGAGGUAUCUCGCAACACUUCCUCACUCUUCUAAUUACAAAGGGCCAAUCAUAAACCCGAAUUUGUUGAUAAAUGCCAUUAUCAAAAACAAUAACAUUUUAAUACCUACGGUACGAGAUAGAAGCCCAGCCAGGACUGAAGGUCGAGGUCGUGCACGUCAAACGGAAACUGCACCAAAGAGGAGAAGAAGAGAUUAUGACGGUGAGGACGAGGAUUCUUCAGAUCGGGGUGGCGGCCCGGGAAUCAAUCGCCCACCAGAAUUUGAUUUGUUCCGAGCCCGACAGGCGAAACGGGCUCGCGGACACUGA
Molecule: messenger RNA, 2724 nt
Organism: Funneliformis geosporum
Lineage: Eukaryota; Fungi; Glomeromycota; Glomeromycetes; Glomerales; Glomeraceae
Source: the annotation of a GenBank genome assembly